Enterospora canceri is the source of this 776-nucleotide messenger RNA. The record is from the annotation of a GenBank genome assembly. NCBI's taxonomy places the organism in Eukaryota, Fungi, Microsporidia, Enterocytozoonidae.
AUGGACGUAUCGAGUGAAGCAAAUGGAAUUGGAGACAUCUCGGCUGAGGAGAACAUCGAGGUCGAAGGCGACUUCUUCCUGAAGAAGAGCGUGGACUACGUCGAAGACCAGUGGAUUGGGAAGUACCGAAUGGAGAAGACGCUUGGAAAGGGGUCGUCUGCGAAGGUGGUUGAGGCCGUGGACAAGGAGACUGGUGAAACAGUGGCCAUAAAAAUAAUCGACCGAAAGGCAAAGAACAUCUCCGAUAAGCGCGUCUUCAGGGAGGUGCUGAUCUGCUCCCUGGUGAGCCAUCCUCACGUUGCCAGACUGCUUGACUUCUUCUUUACUGGAAAAUACUUCUUUCUGGUGUUCGAACACGUGAGUGGGGAGCAGCUCUAUAACACGGUGCUACAAAAUGGGCCAAUUGGGGAAGAGCGAGUCAGAAGGUAUUUCAGGCAGAUUCUCUCAGCAGUCGACUACCUUCACAAGAAUGCGGUGGUGCACCGUGAUCUGAAGAUUGAGAACAUCAUGAUCGACAAGGACGACAACGUGAAGCUGAUUGAUUUUGGGCUGAGCAACUUCUACGAAAAAGAGGACCAGUUGAGCACAUUCUGUGGAUCACUCUACUUCGCAGCACCAGAGCUGCUUCAGGGAAACAGGUACGUUGGGCCAGAAGUCGACGUGUGGUCUCUUGGCGUCGUUCUCUACGUGAUGCUUUGUGGGAGAGUUCCAUUUGAUGACGAAUCAAUUCACAAAUUGCAGGGCAAAAUCAAGGAGUGCAAAUUCACGUUUCACAA